CGUUGCGGCAAUGUCGGCCGAGGUCGGAUCAUGUCGUUUUCCCUGAGUUUCCGUAAUCGUAGGGCCAUGCUUAUCGAGUCUGUUCAUAUUUUUAGUUUCCACCCUCUGGCCUAAGCUCGCCUGUCAAACCUGCUAACAGGCACGCAAUAAUGAGCUCCAAUAAACUGAACCGGAUUUGUCAGGAAAAUGGGAUCAAGCUUUGCCUCCUUCUGCUGUUGGCGAUUUGCACGCGAGUGAUCUUCGCAUCCCAGUCAAAGCACGUGAUAACGAAGCGAAACUACAGUGACCAAAGCGUCAGAGGAUAUCUGGCGGAGAGGACUUGCUGGUGGAACGAAGUUUGCAAGGAGGAAUUUCACAGCAAGUUUCGUUGCCGAUGUCCACGAUGGUCGUACUGCAGGGCUCCGGGUCGCUACUACGACGCUCAUUGCAGCAUGACCAGGACCGGGUACAUUUGGACCCAACCGGAGACUUCCUUGGCACGAGAAAUUCAAAAAUAGUCCAUCAGGGCCGUGAUGAUAAACCGCAAAGACGCUCGGUUUAAUUCAUCCAGAUUGACGGACUUCUAGCUAGUUGCAUGGACACCUUUUCUGCACAACUUUUCGCGAAUCUGACGGUUCACUUGGAGUAAUCGUUGAUAAAACUUUGGUAUACCAGGGGAACAGAACCAACGUUGUAAUUAGUUGGUUGAAUGAUGAUUUGUAAUUUAUUUCGUAUUGUUUUGCGAUCAUUGCACUUUUUGCGGUUGAGGGACUAAUGGCUCGGGUGAACGAUGAUUUUGCAGAGAGAAGCAGGAGGAAGGAUUGACAUUGACGUUUAUGAGCCACAAUUUAGGUCGAACAAUGAUAGACUAAGGUUGAAAAAAUUUUACAUCGAGGAUUGCGAUGAAAAGAGUCGAACAAACUUAUAACUUAUUAAACGAACAUGUGAUGCAACGACUAUCAGUAGGGAAAAUAGAUGAAAAUAUAAGAUUGCGGUAGAGGAUGAGAUUAUCAAUUUUUCUUACAAUUUUAGAUGCGCAGGCAUAACAUGUGUGUACGUGUACUCAUAGAAUUUUAAUCGUUACAAUUAUUGCCGCGAUAUUCGCGCAGUAGAAGGAGAAACAAGUUUACGACAAUAUUAUUAUACUGUAAUACUAUAAUAACGUAGGUGAUAUAUUAAUGUUUAUUCGUAUAUAUCAUUUUCUUAUACCAUCUCAAUAUUAUACAAAUAAAACGAAGAAUUGGUCAA
Messenger RNA from Neodiprion fabricii, 1227 nucleotides. RefSeq lists its product as uncharacterized. NCBI's taxonomy places the organism in Eukaryota, Metazoa, Arthropoda, Insecta, Hymenoptera, Diprionidae. Bases 150 to 497 code for a protein of 115 amino acids. The record is from RefSeq and is a predicted model, not a curated record. The transcript has 3 exons.